This is a messenger RNA of Bursaphelenchus xylophilus (pine wood nematode), 1207 nucleotides long. The record is from the annotation of a GenBank genome assembly. Lineage: Eukaryota; Metazoa; Nematoda; Chromadorea; Rhabditida; Aphelenchoididae.
AUGAGUCGGACAAUUCAUUCGUUCACCGCUGAUUAUCAGACCCACAACCAGGAAUGUAUGGGGAUCCUGCCCGACAACCGAUGUCGGAGCAAGAUUGCUGCGUCUUCGAAUCAGAUUGAAAUGCCUUGUAGGGUAAGUAUGCGGAGUAAAGAUGGGUAUCAGCCUGUCGGGAAAAUAAUAUGGAUUUGUAGUUUAAAGAUAGGUUUCAGUCUGUCGGGAAAAUAAUGUGGAUUUUUAGUUUAAAGAUGGGUAGCAGUCUGUCGGGAAAAUAAUGUGGAUUUGUAGAGUAAAGAUGGGUAGCAGUCUGUCGGGAAAAUAAUGUGGAUUUGUAGAGUAAAGAUGGGUAUCAGUCUGUCGGGAAAAUAAUGUGGAUUUUUAGAGUAAAGAUAGGUUUCAAUCUGUCGGGAAAAUAAUGUGGAUUUGUAGAGUAAAGAUGGGUAGCAGUCUGUCGGGAAAAUAAUGUGGAUUUGUAGAGUAAAGAUGGGUAUCAGUCUGUCGGGAAAAUAAUGUGGAUUUUUAGAGUAAAGAUAGGUUUCAAUCUGUCGGGAAAAUAAUGUGGAUUUGUAGAGUAAAGAUGGGUAGCAGUCUGUCGGGAAAAUAAUGUGGAUUUGUAGAGUAAAGAUGGGUAGCAGUCUGUCGGGAAAAUAAUGUGGAUUUGUAGAGUAAAGAAGGGUAGCAGUCUGUCGGGAAAAUAAUGUGGAUUUGUAGAGUAAAGAUGGGUAGCAGUCUGUCGGGAAAAUAAUGUGGAUUUGUAGAGUAAAGAUAGGUUUCAAUCUGUCGGGAAAAUAAUGUGGAUUUAUAGAGUAAAGAAGGGUAUCAGUCUGUCGGGAAAAUAAUGUGGAUUUAUAGAGUAAGGAUGGGUAUCAGUCUGUCGGGAAAAUAAUGUGGAUUUGUAGUUUAAAGAUAGGUUUCAAUCAGUCGGGAAAAUAAUACGGAUUUGUCGCAACAAAAUUUCUCGUCAGAGGAAAAAACAUUAUACUUUUUCGGAAUUUUUAAAAAUUGAAAAAUCGAAAUUUUUUUUUCUUUUUCCAUCAGGUCCAUGCACUUUAUGGAAAUAUAAACAAUAUCUUGGAAUCUCUAAUUUCUCUGUUUUCAGGUCCAAACCAAGGAAAAGCCGGUAGUUUUGAUGAUCGCGCCUCAAACCAUCCUCACCGACGCCGACUCCGAGGAAGCGCGGAAGGAGAUGGCUCGAUUGAGAGCCAACUAA